UAUCAGAGGUGGUCAGGAACGUAAGAGAAACCCUAGCUAGUUCAUAUACAACUAGCUAGAUUAUAAGCAAAGCACAUUUGAUUAGCUGUAUUUCAACACUAAUGGCUGACAACAGUGGAGUUCAUCUUCUUCCUCCACUGAGUCCAUUAGGUUCUUACAUCAAUACUGAAAAACUUCAGUUCUAUAUUAUGGGUGUGCUUGAAUUAGAAAACCCAUUUUCAGAAUCUCAAACUCUCGAUUUCCUCAGAGAUGUCUUCAUACCUAUUAACACUAGAUUUUCUUCCAUGAUUCUCACUGAUGAGAAAGGUGUUCAGAGAUGGAAAAAGAUUGAUACCAUUCCUGAAAAUCAUCUCAUCAUUCCAACCCUUUCACCAUCAUCAGAAGAUCAACAACUAUAUGAUGAACAAGUCCAUGAUUAUCUUGCGAAAAUUAAUUUGAAACCAUUUCCUGAACACCUUUCUCCAUGGGAUGUUCAUCUUAUUACUUAUCCCACUACAAAUGCAAAAACAACCUUAGUUUUCAACCUACACCAUGCACUUGGUGAUGGUUAUUCAAUUAUGGGUGCACUGUUCUCUAUCUUUAAAAGUUCAGCAAAUCCUAAACAUCCUCUUAGAUUUCCAACUGCUUCUUCAAGAAUGAACGAAGUUAAGACAAACUAUUCUAAGAUUUCUGGUUUGGUUACAAAAGCCAAAAACACUCUUACAGAUUUUACCAAGAAUGUUUUAGGUGCUUAUAUAUUGAAAGACGGUGAGACAGUUCUCAGAUCGACCACCCCAAGAGUUGAGUAUGAACCUAUUUCAAUCACCUCAGUCACAACUUCCAUGGAUUAUAUCAGAGAUAUUAGGUCCAAAGUUGGAGGGACAGUGAAUGAUAUCACAACUGGUUGGAUAUCAUAUGGGCUUCAUUUAUACAUGAAGAAACUGGGAGAAUCUGGUGACGGAAGUUCAAGAUGUACUGCUUUAGUGGUCAUGAACAUGAGAAUGUAUAGGGGUUUUAAAAGUAUCGAAGAGAUGUUAAAGGCAAAUAUUUGGGGAAAUCACUUUGGACUCUUGAGUGUAUCACUUCCAUCUUUUGUUAGUGAUGAUAUGGAAAGUGUAGAUCCUCUGGAUUACAUAGUUCAAGCAAAAGAAGAGAUGCUGAGAAAGGCCAAUUCUUUUGGUGCUUUUUUCACUAGUAAACUACUCCAUUAUAUGGGAAAGGUUACUGGCCCUGAGGGACCAGCCAAUUUCAUUUAUUCAAAUGUGAGGAACAAGAGUAUUAUGAUCUCAAAUAUGUGCGGUCCAGUAGAGAAAGCAGCUGUAGCAGGCAAUCCACUCAAGGGUUUCUAUUUCAUUAUACCAGGGAUGCCUCAGAGUCUUACAUUUACUAUUGUAAGUUACAUGGGAAAGCUAAGACUGGUGACAACUUCAGAGAAAGGAUUCAUCGAUGCUAAAUUAAUGAACUCGUGCCUGAAAGAAGCAUUUCAAAAAAUGUACUCUGCUGCAUGUGGCGAAAUUCCAGUGAUGGAGUAAUCUAAGAUAGCCAUCCUUCCAAUUAAAAGGUUAUCAAGUCAAACAACUAAAUUCCUGAGCCUCAAUAUUUGUUGCUGUCAAAUAUGCCAAUAAUUUAUAUGUACCAAAAGUCGGGUAGACGAAUAUUGUAUUUCUUUUGAUGCAUUGUGUAAGCUUUUCAUCUUUUCAGUGAAUCUAAAUUGUCAAUACAUCUGUGCUA
This is a messenger RNA of Papaver somniferum (opium poppy), 1710 nucleotides long. Its product is annotated as O-acyltransferase WSD1-like. The record is from RefSeq and is a predicted model, not a curated record. NCBI's taxonomy places the organism in Eukaryota, Viridiplantae, Streptophyta, Magnoliopsida, Ranunculales, Papaveraceae. Gene Ontology annotation, cellular component: plasma membrane. The coding region runs from base 102 to 1511 and encodes 469 amino acids. Gene Ontology annotation, molecular function: diacylglycerol O-acyltransferase activity; long-chain-alcohol O-fatty-acyltransferase activity. The transcript has 4 exons. Gene Ontology annotation, biological process: triglyceride biosynthetic process.